Messenger RNA from Schizophyllum commune H4-8, 3762 nucleotides. RefSeq lists its product as uncharacterized. The transcript has 8 exons. Gene Ontology annotation, biological process: regulation of transcription by RNA polymerase II. Bases 1 to 3762 code for a protein of 1253 amino acids. Gene Ontology annotation, cellular component: nucleus. Gene Ontology annotation, molecular function: transcription cis-regulatory region binding. NCBI's taxonomy places the organism in Eukaryota, Fungi, Basidiomycota, Agaricomycetes, Agaricales, Schizophyllaceae. The record is from RefSeq and is a predicted model, not a curated record.
AUGCUUGAUCUAACUCUACGAGAGGAAAACGACGAACUUCGGAAUGCCCACCGGUCUCGCUUCGCACCUGAUCCUCACGAGACAGACGUAGCUGUUCAGCGCAUACUUGAGCUGGAAGAGACGGAGAACCAGCUCGAGCUCGAGAUUGCUACGCUCACCGCACGGUGCGAGCUCCUCCGCACGCAGAAAGAGCUGAGGGCGGCCCUUCUAUCCCCGUGGCGGCGCCUACCUGCGGAGCUCUGGGCGCAGAUCUUCACCGAUGCGUUGCCGGAAUACUGGGCAAACUCACGUGCUGGCAGACGCAGACUGCCCUUCGCCGAGGUGUGCCAUGCGUGGCGCGAGAUGGCCUUCGGUAUCCCGCACAUCUGGGACAACAUUCGGAUCCAUUCCAUACACAAUACACCCUGUUCGUACGAAAACGCCAUACGUUCCGAGAUCGAGAGGCUACCCGCACAGGCGGCCUUCAACCUCUCUCUUGAUAUGCAUCUAACGCCCGGCGACCUGAACGAGGGGCAGGAAGCCGACUUCGGAUGGAGCGACACCCUCUGGUUCUACCUCUGCACACAGUGCCAUCGCUGGCGAGAUGUGCAUCUCAUUGAACUACCUCGCCGGGCAUACAACUCGCUGCGCGGUCAUGUGUUCACCAGCAUGCGCCGCCUUUCCUUGGACCCAUACACCAUCUCAGACAACACGAUCACUGCCUUUGCCAACGCGCCACGCCUGACUUCCUUUUGGACCCUCCUCUACAGACCUUAUAAGGUGGAGCUGCCAGACUCCUGGACCCUCGUUGACCUGCAGAUCGAAUGCGGGUCCGAUGAGGAGGAAAUUUACCAGGAUGUAGUCCCGACUGUCAGCACUGUCCUCUCUUGUCGGCAGACGCUUCGAUCCUUGUCCCUUCUCGCAACGUCUACCCUUCCCCCGGAUUGCCUUGGAUUGUUACGUGCCGAGCUCCCCGUUCUGGAGGAGCUCGCGCUGGUAGAGGACGCGAUCGAUCUCGCUCCCCAUAUCCUCGCACCCAGCCUUCAAACGUUGACUUUGGUCGGGGACAUCACCGGCCCCGUAGACGAUCACUCAAGCACCUUCGAUAUAUUCUGCAGCUUCAUGGAUAACUGCGGUGGGCUGAAAAAGCUGCGCGCCCUCGCCCUCCUGGAUGUCGUGGUGGAUAACGAGCGGCUCGUCGAUCGCUUACGCCGACUCCCGUCCCUCAAAUUCCUGGAGGUCGGUGAAUACGCCAUGGAACUAUACGAUAAUGUUUCGCCCCCCAGCGAGCUGACGUCGCUGCUUCAUCGAAACGACUCCGCUGAUUCUAUCAGCCUCCUCCCCAACCUCUCUCACCUGGUCAUCGGCUUCUUCCAAACGCCGAGCCGCCAACGUUCGUCGUAUCGCGUGCUCUCCGUCGCCUUCAACGCUACCGUGCUCUCGAGGACGAAGGGGCGCUCGGGCUGCUCGUGCGCCACGUCGACGUCGACGCGCCCAAGUUUCGAGGUCGCCUUCCAGACGCACAGAGCCCUUGAAAGAUGCCCCUUUUCUCGUAGCGACCUAGACGACAGGGACUCCACCACAAACGUGUCGGAUCACCUCGUUCGCGUCACAGUUGGAGGCGGACUGUGCACGUCAAUGGCUGCGCGCCCCUCGGGCGGUGGUAUGGCUUUGGGUCGAUCUCGAGAGAUAGGUGCACCAGGACGAACGUCUAGCUUCAUCGUUUUGACGUUCAGCGUCGCCUCUGAGGACAAUACGCCCCGCAGAGAUGGCGUCGGCGCGUGUCACUGGUCGUACACGAUGCAGCGCGGCGCGCUCUUUCGCAAGCUUCCGUAUGCGUACGAUCCUUCUGCUUGUUGCAGGCCUGCGGCAGUCGGCGAUGCGAACGAGUUCCCUCCGUACUCGGAGCAUCAAUGCAACACCUACCCCGAAGGUAUGCGCGUCGCUGUUUGGCCGCGCAGGGAACCUUGUACAAUAUUGGCGGACGGUGGACAGUUUCAACAAAGCAAGAACGCCGUCUCGGAUCUCCGGCCCCACCCUUGCGUCCUCCACAACUAUAACGAAGAACGCGUCAUGGAGUACCGCUACUUCGUGAUCACGCUUCCCUAUGGCUUCAAGGUGCACCUGCGCACCGCGGUGUCUGGCACCCUCUCCAUCAUCCCUGGGCCCAACGUGGUCAGGACCAAGGAAGUGGCCGGUUUCCUGGAGGAUCGGAUACAAAUGGACAUCCAUAUGGGCAAGGAGCCCCAACAGCCCUUCCCAGUGCAGUUCAAAGACCCCACCGACGCAGCCCUGCCACACAAAUUGUUCGGGGAGGGGCUGAACCCGUCACGGCUGCGCAAGUUCGUCGCUCGAGACGGAUUGCGCGCGCACGAUUAUGCGUUCCCUGCCACCUAUCCUGCAGACGUCGACCCCAUGCCCGAAAUCAGACUGAUCCAUAACUGCUUCCCUGCCGUGCCCGAGUCUCACAUUCCCGACGCCCGCAACGUGGAGCUGAUGAGCGCAGCGGACUAUCUGGGUAUCUAUGAGAAAUCCCUGGAGUCGCGGGGGAAAGCACGGGACAUUGGACUCUGGGCCAUCCCGGGAAAGAUCCUUCGACGUCUCCUCGACCUUGGAUAUACCACCGAGGAGGAGUACGAAUCCCGGCUUACGGGCUGGGAUCACGCCUCGCUGGACCACUAUGAUAAACUCUGCCAGACCCGUCUCAGGUCCGGUAGGCAGGGCUAUCUACCAGAUGGGCAGCAUCCUUGGCGAAUCGUUGAAGCUCGCCCGCCGCAACUGCUACCAUCGCGCGAGGAGGUGGUUCCUCGCUACGAAGCGCUAACUCCCGAAAUGACGGCCAAUUUCAAGAGGAGGCUUCUUUACUUCUUCCCUCCAGCUGUAGUCGCCGAGGGCAAGGAUAUACAGUUCCUCGAGAGGGAGCUCAGGGCCGCUUGGAAUCGGGACGAUCAGGCAGCAGCUAAUCGCCUGCAAGCGCUUCUCAAGCCGUUGUACGACAAGAAGGAGAAAAGAAUGUUAGAGGACGCGGCGCGGACACGGCGAGAGAAACAGCGACAGCGACAACAACAACAGCAACGACAGCAGUGGCGACAGCAGCAACAACAACGACUACGACAACAACGACGACAACAACAACAACAACAACAACAACAACAGAUGGCUCAGGCGGUUUCCGGGAUGGGCACGGGCGAACUUGCGCUCGACGAAGCGCAGGCGGCUUCAAAUGCAGUUGGGGGCGAUGGCGAGGAGCCUCCGACGGAGCGCGUGCACCUAGGGGACUCGCAGCAAGACGAGAUGGUGGUCGACACCCCCGGCGCCGGUCCUAGCAGCGGCGUGCAACCGCCACCCGCUACUCAAGCCAGCGGUGCCGCCACGGGACCAGCUGUUUUGCCUCCCCCUCCCGCUCCUUCGACCCGUCCCGCGCGUCGUGGUCGUGGCCUUGGCCUGAUGCGCACGGAGACCUUCGAGAACGUCUUCGUGGCCAACGGUACCAACGAAAGGCGACAUCACAUGCGAACUACUCAUCGCUGGUUGGCCUCCCGGUCCUCCCCUUCCCCUCCCCCUGGUCCGCCGCCCCCCGCGGGCCCCAUUAUCGUCGAUGGCCCGAGGCUUCACGUCGCAGGACCUGAGGAGAUGGACAUGGGCGGCGAUACUACGGAUGAGGAAGACGACGACGCAGAAGUCGAGCAGACGGAGGCCCAGGAGGCCGAGGCCGAGAGGACAGACACCGAAGGGACGGAUAUGGAGGGGUCGGAAACAGAGACAGACAUGGAUGAAGAUUAG